AUGCUGGACACCGACCCCUGCCGAGGAGCCAGUUCCGCGAGUGACUCCUAUCAGAACUAUUAUAAUCAUAGAGAGGACGCGCCCUUCGACCUCUCUCCCUGGCAGAGGCGGCACGUGGACGACCACCGGAACAGGGUCCCGCACAGUGAGGUGAACGUUCAUGAUGAUGGUGACGACCAGCCCAUUAACUUUGCGUAUUAUCACUUCUAG
Molecule: messenger RNA, 210 nt
Organism: Danaus chrysippus (African queen)
Lineage: Eukaryota; Metazoa; Arthropoda; Insecta; Lepidoptera; Nymphalidae
Source: the annotation of a GenBank genome assembly